Molecule: messenger RNA, 1395 nt
Organism: Metopolophium dirhodum (rose-grain aphid)
Lineage: Eukaryota; Metazoa; Arthropoda; Insecta; Hemiptera; Aphididae
Exons: 3
Coding region: 1-1395 (464 amino acids)
Molecular function (GO): nucleic acid binding
Source: RefSeq, a predicted model, not a curated record
AUGACGCGGAUCGACCAAAAUCGGUCUGUUUUCGCGCAUGAGUUCCGACGAACGACGACGUGCUCCGACGACCGGCUGCACGUGUCCGACGACAACGCUGCGGUGUUCGUCGGCAGUCAUCAAAAACUGAUGAUCGUUAACCUAUAUAAAUCCAAAAUUGUACAACAGCCAACGCUAAAGGUAAAAGAAGUCGUGAAGAUAAUAUCUAAAGAAUUGGGAAUUGGGCAAAAUACAAUCCAGUUAACCAUUUCUGAAUAUAAAAAUAAUAAAACUGUGAGUUCACCAAAUAAAUGCAAGAUUCGAGCGACAUUCAAGGACAAAAUUGAUGAUUUUGAACGUGACGCCAUACGGAGGAAGGUGCACGAAUUUUGGUUCCGAAAACAAUUACCAACACUGGACAAGAUUUUAAGAGCUGUAAACGAAGACCCAGACCUAAACACUUACAAAAGGUCGGUUCUACAUUUACUUAUACGUGACCUAAAUUUUGUACAUGUCAAACGCGGUCGUAACAGCGCUCUCAUAGAGAGAGAUGAUAUUGUGUUGUGGCGCACAAAAUAUAUUGAGGAUAUACGUAAAUACCGGGAACAAAGAAGAACGAUCUAUUAUCUGGACGAGACAUGGGUUAAUGCAGUGUCCCGCAGAGAUGCCUUUUUGAGCGGUCUUUCAACUGGCGCACCGAAUCCAACAACAAGAGGCAAACGACUUAUUGUUGUUCAUAUUGGGUCGAAUGAGGGUUUUGUCGACGGUGGUUUAUUGCUAUUCGAAUCCAAAAAAGAUUCUUCGGAUUACCACCAAGAAAUGAAUGGCGAUGUGUUUUACGAUUGGUUAAAAGGCGUCAUUCCAUUACUUAAAGACAAUUCUGUCAUAGUUAUGGAUAAUGCGCCUUACCACUCGGUAAAAUUAGAAAAAUGCCCAACAUUAAGCUGGAAAAAGGCGGAAAUUGAAAGUUGGCUUGAAGAAAAGGGUGAACCAUUCCAAAGGCCGAUCAACAAGGUACGACUCAUGGAUAUCGUCAAAAGUAUUAAACCGCAGUUCAACAAGUUGGUUGUUGACGAAUACGUUAAAACUAAAAAUAUGACGGUAUUACGGACGCCACCAUAUCAUUGUGAGUUGAACCCAAUUGAACUUGCGUGGUCGUCCGUAAAAAGGUAUGUGAAAACCAACAAUACCACAUUCAAACUUCCGGAUGUGAAAAAACUUUUGAUUGAUGGUGUUAACCAAUGCACUCCCGAAAUGUGGAAGAACUGUGUCGAACACGUCAUCAAAAUAGAAGACAGAUUUUGGAAUGUGGACAUAACUGUCGAUGAUGUGAUGGAUGACGACAAUUUACAUGUAAUGACUAUCACUGGGGACACGUCCGAUUCAGACGAUCUAGGAUGUGAAACUUUAGAGUAA